Messenger RNA from Dipodomys spectabilis (banner-tailed kangaroo rat), 1235 nucleotides. RefSeq lists its product as uncharacterized. The record is from RefSeq and is a predicted model, not a curated record. The transcript has a single exon. Bases 147 to 575 code for a protein of 142 amino acids. Lineage: Eukaryota; Metazoa; Chordata; Mammalia; Rodentia; Heteromyidae.
GGGCCGCGCUCUCUUCCCCCCCUCCCCACCCCCCGGCGAGCAAGCUCCCUUCUCUCGCUUUUUUCUUCUUCCCCAAGUUGCAAAAUCAGAAAUGGCACAGGCGGCAGCCGGGAGCGGCGCGGGGCGCAGCGCCGGGGGCGGCGGGCAUGGGCCACGGCGCGCGCACACACUCGCCCUCCGCCUUGCCCGCACCCCCGCGCACACACACACACGCACACACACACACGCACACGCACACACACUCGCGCACACACUCGCUCACCCGCGCCGGGCGCCCGCCCGCCGGCUGGCCGCUCGGGCUAGGCGCAGCUCGCGGGCUGAACCGACAUAGAGGAACGCGGCGAGGGCGGAGGCGGCGGCGGCAGAGGAGGUGGAGGAGAAGGAGGAGGUCGCGGCUGCCGGCGCCGCUGGAGCCGCCGCCUCAGCUGCUGCAGCGAGCGCCGCUGGAGGAGCGGGGCCGGGGCCGGAGUCCGGGCUGGAGUCGGAGCCGCAGCUCGAGCGCGAGCCGAGGCCGGGGCCGCCCGCGCCGCCGCCGCUGUCCCGGCGGGAGCCCUCGCCGGGGCUCGGGAGUGUAGGGAGCGGGGUGAGCCGAGCAGGACCCUGGGCGAGGCUGCUGGCGGCGAUCAGGGCGCGCGGGUGUCGGGGGGCCAGGUCCAGGGCCGGACGCAGCCAGCCAUUCAGGAAGGCAGUGCUGGAGAGCGGGAGGCAGCCGGCGAGGAAGAUCACACACUUUGCUCUUUUUGUUGUGCCGGUGGCGCCGGGCUCUCGCUGCCUUCUUCUUUCGGGAGGUGACGGAAGGGGGAGAAAAAUACGGGAUAAUUCACGCCGGCGACGAAUUCACAGCGAAACAGAAAAAAAAAAAAAUCAGAAGAAAAUAAUUGAAAAAAAAGGAAAAAGAAAAAGCGAGGGAGACAUCCAAAGUAGGUCGAAUAAAUAAUCCUCUUCCUCUUUCUUGCUCCUUCUUCUGCUUCUUCUGCUAUAACACACAGAGCUAGUUAAAAAACCCUGGAGAUCGCCCAAAAAUGUUCUUUUUUUAGUAUUUUAAAUAAGUGCUCUUCAGCCGGGAACCAACACCCUCCCUCCAAAAAAAUCAUAUAUGUAUAAAAUAACGAUAAGAAGAAUACGAAGGGGGUGCCUCCUCCUCCUCGGUUUUUUUUUUUUUUUUAAAGUUUAGCCCUCUCUCUUUGCAGGAAUGGAGUAAAGGAGACAAGAAGGAGGGAGAGAAAGGAAAGAAG